GUGGCUCAGCCAAUCGGAAUGGACGGGAGCCCUCAUUCCCACCCUUCCUAUUUGCUCCUGGCGGCCGUGAGGAAGUUUUGUGCGCGUCGCCGGUCAGUGGUGGUGAAUGGGCGGAUGGAUGGAUUCAUUGUAAAAUAAUGGGAUUCGCGCAGCCCUGAUUGCGCAACGAUGGCAGACUCGGCCUCCCUGGAGGUCCUGGCGGCCGAAGAGGAGAGGGAGUUUCAGAAUAUUUUAACUAUGAUCGGAGGCAAAGAGAGGAUUUAUUUGGUCGGCGACGCCAACGGAGGUAAGUGCGCGGAUGAGGAUGGAGCUGCGGCGCUGCAGGAGUUCCUACGUGACAUGUUUCACGGCGCGGAAAGCAACGGACAGCCCCGCUCCUCGCCCUCGGGCGGUCGCGGGGAUCACGCGAGCGCAGCCCACGCUCCUUCGAGUACCGAGCCGGUUAAAUGCGGCGACGUCUGCGUAAGAGUGAAGCCGGAGGACCGCGACGUGAGAUCCAGCCCGGCGGCACAGGACACGCAGAAUGACACGCGGCCGUCACGCAACGGAAGCGCGCGGCGAGUAGCGACGCGGAGGACGGACGUUUACAGCCAGAAGCGGGCGAUAGAGUCCCGUGUUAUCAUGUUCAUAUUCAGAGAGACGUUUCUCUCCAACAGACUGUGUUUGAAGGAGAUCCUGAAGGACGUGAAGGCGCGCACGAAAGUUGCCACGGGUCCCCGACCGGCUUUGAUCGGAUUAAUACGCACCAGACAGGAAAACGCCGAGUCGCGUCGCAGCGCGCAGAUCCUGGAGCGUCUGAUCCGCUCUGUGUUCCACAAACAUCCUCCAGAGACAAUAUGGGUCGACUGUUUCAUCCCGAAGAACGAGGCCAACAUGCUCAGCAUCAAGAAGAACACCUGCCAAGUCAUAUCGUCGUCACAAACCAUAAUACCAGGGAUGAUGGGAGUCUGCUGUUUUGGCCAAUCCAAUGUUUGCCCUGGCCCCAGAGAAGAGGAGCCGGAGACCAGGGCAAUGACACUUCAGCCAGCAGUCAGAGAGGUUGCACUGGAACUGCAGAAGAAAACAUUCCGCUGAAAGCCAGUUCUUCUUCUGCUGUUCGUCAUGUGGAUGGGGGACCAGCUAGAGAGGACAGCUGAAGUCCUCACACAUGACCAGUGGCUGCAGGCCUAACACUGUGGACAAUCUUUUUUCCUUUUUAACCAUAAAAACAAUGGUUAGCAUUAUGGUGCCAGAGAACCUACAGGUUACGGUGUUAAUUCACGGUGCUCAAUAUUCUCACGGUGGAGCCAGCAUAACUCUUACCUUAUGCAGUAUGUUGUGAAUGUGGUCAUCAUCUCACCUAUGAGUUCUCUCGGUUGUACUAUGGCAGUCAUAAUAGGUUUUACGUAUUGUAGAAUUGUCCUGUUAAUUAUGCCACUGUUUUUGCUCCAUUUAUUGGACAUGUUUGUGCCAUGAAAGUACAGUAUCAACCUAUGAAGUGGGUCCUACACUGAGGCCAAAGUCUGGCUGUAUCUACUGACAGAAAACACCCAUCCAAAUGUUUUCAGGUUCAUGGUGAAGCUGUGUGAUGUUUGACCUUUUUUUCUUUUGCUUUAGCGGAUUUUAGUGCCUUAGAUGAAUGAUUUUGACAACUGCACUAUCUGUAGCUAAAGAAAACGGCGCAGACCGGUUUCUACUCUCUUGUACUGUAGGCUAUGAAGUUUGUAAUAAAACUGAAGGAAUUACAACAAA
Molecule: messenger RNA, 1731 nt
Organism: Betta splendens (Siamese fighting fish)
Lineage: Eukaryota; Metazoa; Chordata; Actinopteri; Anabantiformes; Osphronemidae
Exons: 3
Coding region: 169-1074 (301 amino acids)
Source: RefSeq, a predicted model, not a curated record